Molecule: messenger RNA, 684 nt
Organism: Labrus bergylta (ballan wrasse)
Lineage: Eukaryota; Metazoa; Chordata; Actinopteri; Labriformes; Labridae
Source: RefSeq, a predicted model, not a curated record
UGGACUCAGUCGAUGCAUCCUAGUUCAGAAGUGUUUGUUUGACAUUUUCAGAGCUGAGUUUGGAUUUAAAUCAUGGAAGCAGAGAGAAAAUCCUCUCAGCUGUGCUGCUCCUCUGAGAGAACACAGGUGCACGGAGAGAUGGAGACAUCAGCGGAGGACGUCGUUUCGAUGGCCGACUCCACGAUCACCAUCGAAGACAUCGAGGGAGAGCUGGGCAAAAUCGUACGGAUACGAGACAUCCUGGUACGGAGAGAGUCAGAGCUCAGAUACAUGAUGGACGACAUCCAGCUCUGCAAGGAAAUCACCAGACUGAAGACGGAGCUGCAGAAACUCGUCUCCAUUCCAGACGGAGAGAAGUCGAGGGAGGACAGGGAGCGAGAGGACGAGCUGCUGCAGCAGAUCAACAAGCUGGUGGAGACCAGAGACUUCCUGGUGGACGACGUGGAGUUUGAACGUCUGAGGGAAAGAGAGGAGGACAGAGAAAUGGCCGCCUUCUUAGACUCCAAGUUCCCAAAGACGUUACCUGGAAAAGGCGCCGUCAGAGAUCAAAUUGUGGCGUCCAAAUCUCAGCAGACAUCGGCGCCGUUGAUCACAAAAACUGGACUGACAGUGAUGAGAGACUGCUGUGGACUCACCUGCUCUGUCAUGUGACACUGUGUGUGUGUGUGUGUGUGUGUGUGUGUG